AUGUCUGUGGAUCAGUACGAGGCAGAAUUUUCUAGAUUAUCCAAGUUUGCCCCGAGAAUGGUGGAAGAUCCAUGGGAUAAGGCCCGAAGGUUCCGAGAUGGGUUGAAACCGGACCUUCAUGGUCAGAUGGUAUCUUUGAAUUUAAGAGAUUAUAAUGAGAUUUAUGAGCGGGCUCAGGCGAUUGAGCGUGACUUCGCGGAUAGAGCCGCUGCUUCUGGAUCGAGAUAUGCUCCGGUUAGGGACAAUCGUAAUUUUGGGAAAAGGCCGAUAUCGGGGAAUCAGCGUUUUGUCCCUCCCGCUAGGAAGAAUAUAGGGAAACCGAAUCGUUUUCAGAAUAGGCCGUGUCGCCUGUGUGGACAAAGGCACGGCAAUGGAUCUUGCCCAAAUAGAGGUAAAGCUUGUUUUGGGUGUGGCGGAAUAGUCCAUCAUAUAAGAAAUUGCCCCAACAUCAGGCAGACUGGAUCGCCUGUACAGUUACAGCCGCCCCGGCAAGGAAAUCGAAUUGGAGCUGCCCCUUCGACUAAUCAGAAUAGGCCGGCAGCCCAAGGACGAGUAUAUGCAAUGGCGAGAAGGGAAGUUGAGGACGCGCCAGGCGUGGUCACAGAACCGAAACCGCUUGAUGUUGUGUCGUUUGUUGCUACUCCAUUGAAUGAUAAAAUGCUAGUUUCGCUAGGCUGUUCGGAUUGCAAAAUUGUGAUUGGUGAUGUAGAAGAAAGAAUAGAUUUGGCUGUUCUACCUAUGUUUGAUUUCGAUGUGAUUGUGGGUAUGGAUUGA
Messenger RNA from Syzygium oleosum, 774 nucleotides. RefSeq lists its product as uncharacterized. NCBI's taxonomy places the organism in Eukaryota, Viridiplantae, Streptophyta, Magnoliopsida, Myrtales, Myrtaceae. Bases 1 to 774 code for a protein of 257 amino acids. The transcript is spliced from 2 exons. The record is from RefSeq and is a predicted model, not a curated record.